Molecule: messenger RNA, 16514 nt
Organism: Nerophis ophidion (straightnose pipefish)
Lineage: Eukaryota; Metazoa; Chordata; Actinopteri; Syngnathiformes; Syngnathidae
Product: TNF receptor-associated factor 2-like
Exons: 13
Coding region: 508-2286 (592 amino acids)
Biological process (GO): positive regulation of canonical NF-kappaB signal transduction; protein K63-linked ubiquitination; regulation of apoptotic process
Cellular component (GO): cytoplasmic side of plasma membrane; plasma membrane signaling receptor complex; cytosol
Molecular function (GO): ubiquitin protein ligase binding; ubiquitin-protein transferase activity; tumor necrosis factor receptor binding
Source: RefSeq, a predicted model, not a curated record
CGGCCCCGCCUCCUCCUCCGUCGGGCUUUUCUCCCACAUUCUUGCCGGUCCAAAUGCUCCGGAGCCCGGCGUGUCCUCCCAUGCCUUCUCGCCGCAGAGUGGAGGCGGCGGUCGGUCGGCGGAAGGCGGACGCGUCGGCGCCGUCAUGGUGCUGAUGGGCGAGCAGGCCGAGCGACCUUUGACUGCUUCUUCCCCGCGGGAGGAGUUCCGCGGCGGAAAAAGACGCUCAGAGGAGACGAAGAAGACCCGAACCGGAAACCAGCCAGAGUGGGAAGAAGACCACCGGAAGCGGCAGGUAGAGAAGACGUGCGGCGGCUGUGGCGAGGACGACUUCGGAGCCCUGGGGGAUGUUCUUAUCCCACCGUGGCGUCCGUUGUCCAGCUUCCUGUGCGAGGACGGCGUGGCAACUCCCAGGCGGCGGGAGACCACGGACAGCAGCAGCUCAGGGUCCCGGACUCCGGACUAGGACAAACUAAACGGUGUGACCGGGACGUGUGAUCGGACAGCAUGGCCGCUCAGGAGCCGUCGCCACCGUCGUCCAUGGAGAGCAACAAGCCGGGCUUCCCCAAGAAGAUCCUGGGCAACAAACUGGAGGACAAGCACCUGUGCAACUGCUGCCACAACAUCCUGCGGCGGCCCGUCCAGGCGCAGUGCGGCCAUCGCUUCUGCUCGUACUGCUUCAACCUGGCCGUCAGUAACGGGCCGCACAAGUGCAGCGCUUGCAUCAAGGAGGACAUUUUCGAAGAGCCCACGUCUAUCCUGAGACAAGGAUGCGCUUUUCCCGACAACGCCGUUCGCAGGGAGGUGGAGAACCUCUCGGCGCUCUGCGUCAACGAGAGCUGCACCUGGAGAGGAAGCAUCAAGGAGUACGAGCUGAACCACGAAGGCAAGUGCGAGUUCAUGGUGGUCCCGUGCCCGUCCUGCAAGGAGCGGAUUCGCUUCAGCGAGCAGGAGCGCCACAGCGAGCGCGAGUGUCCAGAGAGGACGCUCAACUGCAAGUACUGCAAGGAACCCUUUCACUUCAAAAACAUCAAGGCACACGAUGAGAUCUGUCCCAAGUACCCCAUGAUCUGCGAGGGCUGCGCCAAGAAGAAGAUACCCAGGGAGAAGUAUGUGGACCACAUCAAGUUCUGCAGCAAAUUCAGGACGCCGUGUCGCUUUCACGUCGUGGGAUGUGACAUGUCUGUGGAGAAAGAGAAGACUCACGACCACGAGCGUGCGUUUGCCUACGAGCACCUCAACCUGCUGCUGCACUACAUCAUGGGCAUGAAGGUGAGCAUGGAGGGGCUGCAGCCGCAGGGUCUGGAGGUGGCGGGACACAAACUGGUGGAACUGCAGCAGUCCCUCAGGGAACUGGAGGCCCGAGUCUCCCAGCUCAGCACCACCUCCCCCUGGCCUCCCGUGCAGGGAGCCGCCGCCUCCUCGUCCUCCGGCUCGGGCCCGUCCGCCUCGGCGCCCCUGCCUCCGCCACCCACCCUGGCGCCCACCCUCUCCGUGUCUACCUCCUUCACGCCGCUGCCCAGCUCGGUGGGCGCGGCGCUGGAGCUGCAGCUCCACAGCGAAAAGACCAAGGUGGCCGAGCUGGGCCGCCGGUGCACCGAGUUGGAGGUGAAGUCCGGCACCUUUGAAAACGUGGUGUGCGUCCUCAACAGAGAAGUGGAGCGCUUCGCCACCACCAUGGAGGCCAGCAACCGCCAGCACAAGCUGGACCAGGACAAGAUCGAGGCUUUGAGUAACAAGGUGCGGCAGCUGGAGAGGACGGUGGGGCUGAAAGACCUGACGGUGGCAGAGAUGGAGGGUCGGCUGAGGGAGAUGUCUGCCACCACCUUUGAUGGCGUCUUUGUCUGGAGGAUCUCCGAUUUUGCCAAAAAGAGACAGGACGCUAUCGCCGGUCGAGCCCCCGCCAUGUUCUCGCCAGCGUUCUACACCAGCAAGUACGGCUACAAAAUGUGUCUGCGGAUCUAUCUGAACGGCGACGGGACGGGCCGAGGCAGCCACCUGUCCUUGUUCUUUGUGGUCAUGCGAGGACUCAGCGACGCCCUGCUCAAAUGGCCCUUCAACCAAAAGGUGACGCUGAUGUUGCUGGACCAGAGCAACCGCGAGCACAUCAUCGAUGCCUUCCGCCCCGACGUCACCUCCUCCUCCUUCCAGCGGCCCGUCAGCGAGAUGAACAUCGCCAGCGGCUGCCCGCUCUUCUGCCCGCUCUCCAAGCUGGACGCCAAAAACUCUUACAUCCGCGACGACACCAUCUUCAUCAAGGCCAUCGUGGAUCUCACCGGCCUCUAGCAGGGGAGGAGGGCCCUCCCCCACCGGGAGGGAAGCUCGGCUUCCAUUGCGAGGGCGUCUCCUUGAACCGGGGCUUCGUUUUGGCGAUCCCCGUCGGACGGCGUUAAGCGUCCCCUUUGCGGCUUUGGGGAGACGAGACGGUUGGCCCCGCCCGGGCGGCGGCGUUGUUGUCGUCGUCGUCGACGAGAGCGUCCGCCAUCACUGUUUUUGUCGGGCGCCGCACUUCCCCAGGUUUUUCUUUCCUCACCUUGGUUUUUGACGGGUUCGGGAGCGGCGUUGAGCAGACGCGGGGACGUCUGACCGUCGUCGGCGCGGAAUUGGGCCGAUAGACGGUCACGAGGCGGUCGCGUUUUUAGCUUCUUCUUCUUCUUCUUCUUCUUCUUCUUCUUCAGAUUUUCGGUAUCGUGAUGCCUUCUCCGUUCUAAUGUUGAGUACUUUUUUGCAUAGACAAACGUGGAGUUAUGUGAUCAACCAGGCUUUUCUUUUUCUUUCGAUAUGGGUGACGUGCAUGCCGAGUGUCAAGUGCGUCUUAGCUUCAUGAAGCGUAGCAGCGGCCGUCUGGGCCGCACGUCAGGUUAGGGUUCCAAGCAGGGUUCGGGUUCAGAAGCAGGGUUUCGAGGGCGUCCCCCCCGUCCGUUUGGCGUCCGUUGCUCGUUCCGACUCGGGGUUGUGACCGGUGCUUUGGUACAUCUGUGGAAGAUACAGUGGAGUUAGCGAGGUGUCGACGAGCGUUUUUGUCCCCCGUGACGGACGCACACAGCUGGAGUUGUCCCAAAACCCCCCAUUUGGAAGUGUUAUUGCGGCUGAACUACAAACCCCAAAACCAGUGGCAUGUUGUGUAAAUCUUAAAUAAAAACAGAACACAAUGAUUCGCAAAUCCUUUUCAACCCAUAUUCAGUUGAAAAGACUGUAAAGACAAGAUACUUAAUGUUCGAACUGGCAAACAAAGAAUCAUUAACUUAGAACACAUAAACAUGUUAAAUAGAAUCCACAAAACUUGCAACGGAUGGAAGGGAGUGGGAGAUACUUAAUAUUCACUCCAUUUUAAAAAGGUUGGUAUUGUUCGAGAGGUUGGUAAACAAAGAUUUGCGGUAAAAAAAAAACACAACUUGUAGCUCAGGUUCUGAAAUUUUACUGUAAAAUUGCAGUAAUUUUUAUUUACAGUAAAAAAAAAGGACAUUUUACAGUAAAAUUCUGGCAACUGAGCUGCCUUUUUUUUUUUUUUACCAUAAAAACAGCAGUACUGUUUUUACAUUUACAGUAAUAUACUCUACAUUUUGAGGUGAAAUUAUUGCAACUUAACAUGUUUUUUUUUACAUUUUAGUUUUUAAAAAAUCUAAUGAAAUGCAUAAAAACAGUACUUUUUUAACUGUAAUAAACUGUGGUGCCGUGUUGGCAUUUACAGUAAUACACCCAAAAAUCUACACUUGUGGAUUUGCGGUAAAAACAAAAAACAAACUGGCAGCUCAGAUGCCAAAAUGUUACUGUAAAAUUGCAUUUUUUUUUUAAAUUUAAAGUAAAAUUGAGCUGCCAUUUUUACCGUAAAAACAGCAGUACUGUUUUUCCAUUUACAGUAAUAUACACUACAUUUUGAGGUGAAAUUAUUGCGAAUUGUAUAUUUUUUGGAACAUUUUCAUUUUAAAAAAAAAUCCACAACUAAAAUGCACAUAAAAACAGUACUUUUCUUAACUGUAAUAAACUGUCGUGCAUUUACAGUAAUAAUUGUAUAUUUUUUGGAACAUUUUCAUUUAAAAAAAAAAUCCACAACUAAAAUGCACAUAAAAACAGUACUUUUCUUAACUGUAAUAAACUGUCGUGCAUUUACAGUAAUACACCAAAAAAUCUACAGUUGUUGAUAUGCGGUAAAAAACGAACGAACUUGCAGCUCAGGUUCUGAAAUUUUACUGUAAAAUUGCAGUAAUUUUUAUUUACAGUAAAAAAAAGGACAUUUUACAGUAAAAUUCUGGCAACUGAGCUGCCGUUUUUUUUUUUACCAUAAAAACAGCACUACUGUUUUUACAUUUACAGUAAUAUACACUACAUUUUGAGGUGAAAUUAUUGCAACUUAACAUGUUUUUUUUUUACAUUUUAGUUUUUAAAAAAUCUAAUGAAAUGCAUAAAAACUGUUCUUUUUUAACUGUAAUAAACUGUGGUGCCGUGUUGGCAUUUACAGUAAUACACCCCAAAAUCUACACUUGUGGAUUUGCGGUAAAAACAAAAAACAAACUGGCAGCUCAGAUGCCAAAAUGUUACUGUAAAAUUGCAUUUUUUUAAAAUUUUAAUUAAAAUUGAGCUGCCUUUUUUACCGUAAAAAGAGCAGUACUGUUUUUCCAUUUACAGUAAUAUACACUACAUUUUUAGGUGAAAUUAUUGCGAAUUGUAUAUUUUUUGGAACAUUUUCAUUUAAAAAAAAAUCCACAACUAAAAUGCAUAUAAAAACAGUUAUUUUCUUAACUGUAAUAAACUAUAGUGCAUUUACAGUAACACACCCAAAAAUCUACAGUUGUUGAUUUGCGGUAAAAAAACGAACGAACUUGCAGCUCAGGUUCUGAAAUUUUACUGUAAAAUUGCACAAAUUUUUCUUUACAGUAAAAAAAACAAAUGUAAAUUUUACAGUAAAAUUCUGGCAACUGAGCUGCCUUUUUUUUUUUUUACCAUAAGAACAGCAGUACUGUUUUUACAUUUACAGUAAUAUACACUACAUUUUGAGGUGAAAUUAUUGCAACUUAACAUGGUUUUUUUUUACAUUUUAGUUUUAAAAAAAUCUAAUGAAAUGCAUAAAAACAGUACUUUUUUAACUGUAAUAAACUGUGGUGCCGUGUUGGCAUUUACAGUAAUACACCCAAAAAUCUACACUUGUGGAUUUGCGGUAAAAACAAAAAACAAACUGGCAGCUCAGAUGCCAAAAUGUUACUGUAAAAUUGCAUUUUUUUUAAUUUAAAGCAAAAUUGAGCUGCCUUUUUUACCGUAAAAACAGCAGUAGUGUUUUUCCAUUUACAGUAAUAUACACUACAUUUUGAGGUGAAAUUAUUGCGAAUUGUAUAUUUUUUGGAACAUUUUCAUUUAAAAAAAAAAUCCACAACUAAAACGCAUAUAAAAACAGUACUUUUCUCAACUGUAAUAAACUGUAGUGCAUUUACAGUAAUACACCCAAAAAUCUACAGUUGUUGAUUUGCGGUAAAAAACGAACGAACUUGCAGCUCAGGUUCUGAAAUUUUACUGUAAAAUUGCAUUAAUUUUUAUUUACAGUAAAAAAAAAAACAAAUGUAAAUUUUACAGUAAAAUUCUGGCAACUGAGCUGCCUUUUUUUUUUUUUACCAUAAGAACAGCAGUACUGUUUUUACAUUUACAGUAAUAUACACUACAUUUUGAGGUGAAAUUAUUGCAACUUAACAUGUUUUUUUUUUACAUUUUAGUUUUUAAAAAAUCUAAUGAAAUGCAUAAAAACAGUACUUUUUUAACUGUAAUAAACUGUGGUGCCGUGUUGGCAUUUACAGUAAUACACCCAAAAAUCUACACUUGUGGAUUUGCGGUAAAAACAAAAAACUAACUGGCAGCUCAGAUGCCAAAAUGUUACUGUAAAAUUGCAUUUUUUUUUAAUUUAAAGUAAAAAUGAGCUGCCUUUUUUACCGCAAAAACAGCAGUACUGUUUUUCCAUUUACAGUAAUAUACACUACAUUUUGAGGUGAAAUUAUUGCGAAUUGUAUAUUUUUUGGAACAUUUUCAUUCUCAUAUUUUAGGCUUCAUAAUGCACCACACAUUGUCAAUGGGAGACCGGUCUGGACUACAGGCAGGCCAGUCUAGUACCCGCACUCUUUAACUACGAAGCCACACUGUUGUAACAUGUGGCUUGGCAUUGUCUUGCUGAAAUAAGCAGGGGCGUCCAUGAUAACGUUGCUUGGAUUGCUCCAAAACCUGUAUGUACCUUUCAGCAGAUGUGUAAGUUACCCAUGCCUUGGCCACUAAUGCACCCCCAUACCAUCACAGAUGCUGUUUUUUCCACUUUGCGCCUAGAACAAUCCGGAUGGUUAUUUUCCUAUUUGUUCCGGAGGACAAAACGUGCACAGUUUCCCCCCAAAAAAGUGGACUCGUCAGACCAAAGAACACUUUUCCACUUUGCAUCAGUCCAUCUUAAAUGAGCUCGGGCCCAGCGAAGCCGGCAGCGUUUCUGGGUGUUGUUGAUAAAUGGCUUUGGCUUUGCAUGGUAGAGUUUUAACUCGCACUUACAGAUGUAGCGACCAACCGUAGUUACUGACAGCGGUUUUCUGAAGUGUUUCUGAGCUCAUGUGGCGAUAUCCUUUACACACCGAUGUUGCUUUAUGAUGCAGAGAUCCAAGGUCAGUAAUAUCAUCACUAACGUGCAGUGAUUUCUCCAGAUUCUCUGAACCUUUUGAUAAUAUUACAGACCGUUGAUGGUGAAAUCCCUAAAUUCCUUGUUGAGAAAUGUUGUUCUUAAACAAUUUCCUCACGCAUUUGUUGACAAAGCGGUGCCCCUCGCCCCGUCCUUGUUUGUGAACGACUGAGCCUUCCACGGAAGCUGCCCAAUCACGGCACCCACCUGUUCUCAAUUAGCCCGUUCACCUGUGGUAUGUUCCAAAUAAGCGUUUGAUGAGCAUUCCUCAACUUUUUCAGUCUUUUUUGCCACUUGUGCCAGCUUUUUUGAAACAUUUUGCUUUCUUCAAAUUCCAAAUGAGCUAAUAUUUGCCCAAAAAAUAACAACGUUUACCAGUUCGAACGUUAAAUAUCUUGUCUUUGCAGUCAAUUCAAAUGAAUAUAAGUUGAAAAGGAUUAGCAAAUCAUUGUAUUCCGUUUUAAUUUGCCGUUUACACAACGUGACAACUUCACUGCUUUUUGGGUUUUGUAUUUUGCAAAUGCGUAUCUCAAUAACGUAUUUGUGUGUCUGUAUCUCAAUUUGUGUGUGUAAAAAAAAAAUCCGUCGGCGGCCUGUCGCUUGGAAGUCGGCUGGGUUGAGUACUCGUCGGACUUCCUGUUUGCCGCCAGUCCAGCGCACACAGAGUUCCGGGAUGCAAUGUCGUGAAUGACGUAAUGCCAAACCUGCUUAGUUGGUCUGCAGACAACAAAAGCGUUCAAUAAAGCGUCCGAAGUCUCGUGCGCGUAUCGGGCGACGUCGCGUCUAACAGCGGUCAACAAGGACGGUUACCCAGCUCGACUGCGGCGACGCCCCUUUUGAUGUCAUGUGACGCAUACUUCCGUUCUGUGAAUGCACACCACGUGACCUGGUGUACACGUGUCUGUGUAUUUAGAUUUGUGUGGCUCAGGGACCCUGAUUGGCUGUCUUUUCGCACCUGAGGUGUAAAAAGACUUCACUUUUCCGUUCCCUGUAUUCGCCACCAGUCUGCGCCGUGCGCCCACUCGGGUCGUACGUUGUUGUCGCCACCAUAUCAGAUCAGUUAAUAUUAUAAAUCCAACAGUCUUUACAUUCAUGUACAUUCUGGGUGUCUCAUUCAGUAAAAAAAACACCCCAUAAAAUUCCAUUCUGUUUUGAGCUUAUCCGAGGUCGGGUCACAGGGGCAGCAGCCUAAGCAGGGAAGCCAGGACUUCCCUCUCCCCAGACACUUUGUCCAGCUCUUCCCGGAGGAAUCCCGAGGCGUUCCCAGGCCAGCCGGGAGACAUAGUCUUCCCAACGUGUCCUGGGUCUUCCCCGUGGCCUCCUACCGGUCGGACAAGCCCUAAACACCUCCCUAGAGAGGCAUUCAGGUGGCAUCCUGACCAGAUGCCCGAACACCUCAUCUGGCUCCCCACCAUGUGGAAGAGCAGCAGCUUUACUUUGAGUUCCCCCGGAUGGCAGAGCUUCUCAACCUAUCUCUAAGGGAGAGGCCCCUCACUUGGGCCGCUUGUACCCGUUAUCUUGUCCUUUCGGUCAUAACCCAAAGCUUAUGACCAUAGAUGAGGAUGGGAACGUAGAUCGACCGGUAAAUUGAGAGCUUUGCCUUCCGGCUCAGUUCCUCCCGGAUGGCAGAGCUUCUCGCCCUAUCUGCAAGGGAAAGUCCCCGUCACCCAGCGGAGGAAACUCUUUUGGGCCGCUUGUACCCGUGAUCUUGUCUUUUUGGUCAUAACCCAAAGCUCAUGACCAUAGAUGAGGAUGGGAACGUAAAUCGACCGGUAAAUUGGGAGCUUUGCCUUCCGGCUCAGCUUCUCCCAGAUGGCAGAGCUUCUCACCCUAUCUCUAAGAGAGAGGCCCCGUCACCCGGCGGAGGAAACUCAUUUGGGCCGCUUGUACCCGUGAUCUUGUCUUUUUGGUCAUAACCCAAAUCUCAUGACCAUAGGUGAGGAUUGGAACUUAGAUCGACCGGUUAAUUGAGAGCUUUGCCUUCCGGCUCAGCUCCGCCCGGAUGGCAGAAGCUUCUCGCCCUAUCUGUAAGGGAAAGCCCCCGUCACCCGGCGGAGGGAACUAAUUUGGGCCGCUUGUACCCGUGAUCUUGUCUUUUUGGUCAUAACCCAAAGCUCAUUACCAUAGAUGAGGAUGGGAACGUAAAUCGACCGGUAAAGUGGGAGCUUUGCCUUCCGGCUCAGCUUCUCCCAGAUGGCAGAGGUUCUCACCCUAUCUCUAAGGGAGAGGCCCCGUCACCCAGCGGAGGAAACUCAUUUGGGCCGCUUGUACCCGUUAUCUUGUCCUUUCGGUCAUAACCCAAAGCUUAUGACCAUAGGUGAGGAUUGGAACGUAGAUCGACCGGUUAAUUGAGAGGUUUGCCUUCCGGCUCAGCUCCGCCCGGAUGGCAGAGCUUCUCGCCCUAUCUGUAAGGGAAAGCCUCCACCCCCGGCGGAGGGAACUCAUUUGGGCCGCUUGUACCCGUGAUCUUGUCUUUUUGGUCAUAACCCAAAGCUCAUGACCAUAGGUGAGGAUGGGAACGUAGAUCGACCGGUAAAUUGAGAGCUUUGCCUUCCGGCUCAGCUCCUUCUUCACCACAACGGAUCGAUACAGCGUCCGCAUUACUGAAGACGCCGCACCGAUCCGCGAUUCAGUCUUCCCUCAAGACUCCGAGGUACUUCAACUCCUCCACUUGGGGCAACAGCUCCUCCCCAAUCCGGAGAUGGCACUCCACCCUUUUGCGGUCGAGAACCAUGGACUCGGACUUGGAGGUGCUGAUUUUCAUCCCGGUCUCUUCACACUCGGCUGCGAACCGAUCCAGUAAGAGCUGAAGAACCUGGCCAGAUAAAGCCAUCGGGACCACAUCAUCGUUUUUAGCAUUCACUCAGAUGUUAUUGUGAGGUUUUGUAUUAGUGUUCUUAAAAAUCCGAUACACCGCCCCCCAGACACAUUUUUGCCCCCUCUAAAUUUGGCCCGCCAAGGCAAAAUAAUUGCCCAGGCCUGGUGUAGGGAAAGGACAGACAAGUACACAUUUGUUACAAAAGUCAGUUCCUAUUUCACACAAACACAAGUUUUAGUUCAGGACUUGUGGGGACCACCCUUUCUACAGGUUGUGGAGGUUUAAACAAAAUAAGAUCAAAUGGCCACUGCCCAGUUAGCUCAUACCAUACUUGCCAACCCUCCCGAUUUUCCGGGGGGACUCCCGGAUUUUAGUUCCCCUCCCGAAAAUCUCCCGGCGCCACCAUCCUCCCGAAUUUCUCCCGAUUUCCACCAGGACAGCAAUAUUGGGGGGCGUGCCUUAAAGACACUGCCUUGACCGUCCUCUCUCACCUGAAACCUUCACCCCUUAAAGGCCUACUGAAAGCCACUACUACCGACCACGCAGUCUGAUAGUUUAUAUAUCAAUGAUGAAAUAUUAACAUUGCAACACAUGCCAAUACGGCCGGUUUAUUUUACUAAAUUGCAAUUUUAUAUUUCGCGCGGAAGUAUCGUGCUAAAAUGACGCGGUAUGAUGAAGCAUGCGCGUGACGUCACGCAUUGUAGAGGACAUUUUGUUCCAGCACCGUUCACAGCUAUAAGUCGUCUGUUUUCAUCGCAUAAUUCCACAGUAUUAUGGACAUCUGUGUUGCUAAAUCUUUUGCAAUUUGUUCAAUGAAUAAUGGAGACGUCAAAGAAGAAAGCUGUAGGUGGGAAGCGGUGUAUUGCGUCCGCCUUUAGCAACACAAACACAGCCGGUGUUUCGUUGUUUACAUUCCCGAAAAAUGACGGUGAAGCUUUACUAUGGAACAGAGAUGUCAAGCGAACAUGGUUCCCAACCACGUGUCAACCGGCAGGUUUCGGUGAGAAAAUUGUGGUAAUAAGUCGGCUCUUACCGUAGACAUGAGCGGAGAGCUUGCGUCGUUCCUCCUGCGCCUGUCAAAGAGGCAGCUGCGGACACUUUUGCCUCCUCCCACCGGCCGCCCCCGACUGUCGGAUGCUUCCACCGUGGAGGAGGGAAGAAAAAAAAAAUCCAGCCCGGCCGUCUUCGCCUCGUCAAGAAACGUGGCUUCCCUCGGAGACACUAGCGUUCACCACACCCGUGGCCACACCCUUCCGACUUUCAGGUUGUACAGGUACGACUAUAUAAUCUCACUAAAACACUAGUAACCCAAUAACCAAAUAAGGGAUUUUCCAGAAUUAUCCUAGUAAAUGUGUCUAAUAACAUCUUAAUCGCUCCCACUGUAUAGUCUGUUUUUUUUCUAGUCCUUCACUCUCACUUUCCUCAUCCACGAAUCUUUCAUCCUCGCUCCAAUUAAUGGGGAAAUCGUCGCUUUCUCGGUCCGAAUCGCUCUCGCUGCUGGUGGCCAUGAUUGUAAACAAUGUUCAGAUGUGAGGAGCUCCACAACCCUUGACGUCACGCGCACAUCGUCUGCUACUUCCGGUACAGGCAAGGCUUUUUUAUCAGCACCAAAAGUUGCGAAUUUUAUCCUCGAUGUUCUCUACUAAAUCCUUUCAGCAAAAAUAUGGCAAUAUCGUGAAAUUAUCAAGUAUAACACAUAGAAUGGACCUGCUAUCCCCGUUUCAAUAAGAAAAUCUCAUUUCAGUAGGCCUUUAACAGCUGCAUGCUGUCCUCAGUCACUUCCGCUUUUCCUCCAUAUAAACAGCGCAGUCCAGCCCAGUCACAUAAGAACGUAGCGUUGGACGGGUUUAACAAUUGUCUUAACUCGAAGAUGUCAAGAAAUGCUGACACGUUGUAUGAUCUAUUUACUGGUUUAAUGAUAACGCAAGGCAUACUUUGGUCAACAGCCAUACAGGUCACACUGAGGGUGGCCGUAUAAACAACUUUAACACUGUUACAAAUAUGCGCCACACUGUGAACCCACACCAAACAAGAAUGACAAGCACAUUUCGGGAGAACAUCCGCACCGUAACACAACAGAACAAAUACCCAGAACCCCUUGCAGCACUAACUCUCCCAGGACGCUACAAUAACAUAUACGGCUUUUGGAGCUCAGUACACAUCUCCCGAAUUCGGGGGUCUCAAGGUUGGCAAGUAUGGCUCAUACACAUCUUUAAAUCUCUGGAUUGAUGAAGUAAUGUGCUGUUCAUACUAACUGGGGACCCUGGGGAAAAAGAGUUACUAUGGUUCAUAGUGACAAAAAUUUUUAUAAUUUUGCAUAAUUCACACCAAUUUGUACGUGACUACUGAGGACCAUUUAAAAAUUUAAAAAAAGUUCAAAUUAAUUAUGACAUGAUCCUCGGAAUACAGGACGACAGCUGUCCUCUUAUAUUAAGUUUCACCACUUAAAUGUUAAAGCAAAUCCUGCAUCUUCUGUGACAUUACUGAAAACUGCUAUUUAGCAGUAAUGACGUUGUCUGCAACUCCAACUACCAUAUAUAGAAGGAUGGAAAUCACUUAGGCAUCUUCAGAAUGGAUCUGACUAUCAUUUAAAAAGGUUUCCUGUUUUUUUGGUCCCCAUAUCGUCAGAAGUGACCCUAAAGGUAGACUGUGUAAACAGAGCCAUGUCCCCAUUAAGUCAGCAUUGCCAGAACACACACACACACACACACACACACACACACACACACACACACACACAAACACACACAGGUUAUUAUUUGGAAUGAGGACCAAGUAUUUGUUCAGUACUUGUGGGGACCACCCUUUCUACAGGUUGUGGAGGUAUAAAAAAAAAAGAGGUAAAAUGGCCACUGCCCAGUUAGCUCAUACACGUCUUUAAAUCUCUGGAUUGAUAAAGUAAUGUGCUGUUCAUACUUACUGGGGCCCUGGGGAAAAAGAGUUAAUAUGGUUCAUGGGGACCGAAUUUGAAUAAUUUUGCAUAAUUCACACAAAUAUGUACGUGACGACUGAGGACCAUUUAAAAAAAACUUUGCGUCGAUAACAAUCUGAAUUAUUCGUUUCCCCUUUGGUCCGGAUGACACGAUGUCGAAUAUUUCCAAAAACAAUUUGAAAUGUGGACUCGUCAGACCACUGAACACUUUUCCACUUUGCAUCAGUUCAUCUUAGAUGAUCUCGGGCCCAGAGAAGCCGGCGGCGUUUCUGGAUGUUGUUGAUAAAUGGCUUUCGCUUUGCAUAGUAGAGCUUUAACUUGCACUUACAGAUGUAGCGACGAACUGUAUUUAGUGGCAGUGGUUUUCUGAAGUGUUCCUGAGUCCAUGUGGUGAUAUCCUUUAGAGAUUGAUGUCGGUUUUUGAUACACUGGCGUCUGACGGAUCGAAGGUCACGGUCAUUCAAUGUUGGUUUCCGGCCAGGCCGCUUACAUGGAGCGAGUUCUCCAGAUUCUCUGAACCUUUUGAUGAUAUUAUGGAGCGUAGAUGUUGAAAUCCCUAAAUUGCUUGCAAUUGCACUUUGAGAAACGUUGUUCUUAAACUGUUUGACUAUUUGCUCACGCAGUUGUGGACAAGGGGGUGUACCUCGCCCCAUCCUUUCUUGUGAAAGAGUAAGCAUUUUUUGGGAAGCUGUUUUUAUACACAAUCAUGGCACCCACCUGUUCUCAAUUAUCCUGCACACCUGUUUAUUGCCAUCUUUCCCAACUUCUUUGUCACGUGUUGCUGGCAUCAAAUUCUAAAGUUAAAGAUUAGUUGCAAAAAAAAGUUUUUUUAUAAGUUUGAGCAUAUGUUGUCUUUGUAGCAUAUUCAACUGAAUAUACGUUGAAAAAUGAUUUGCAAAUCAUUGUAUUCCGUUUUUAUAUUUACAUCCAACACAAUUUCCUAACUCGUAUGGAAACGGGGUUGGUAGAAGGAUGGAAAUCACUUAAGAACCUUCAGAAUGGAUCUGACUAUCAUUUAAAAAGGUUUCUGUUUUUUUUGUCCCCGUAUCGUUAGAAGUCCCCUAAAGGUAGACUGUGUAAACAGAACCAUGUCCCCAUUAAGUCAGCAUUGCCAGAACACACACACACAGGUUAUCAUUUGGAACGAGGACCAAGUAUUUGAUCAUGACUUGUGAGGACCACCCUUUCUACAGGUUGUGGAGGCAUUAAAAAAAGAGGUAAAAUAGCCACUACGCAGUUAGCUCAUACACAUCUUUAAAUCUCUGGAUUGAUGAAGUAAUGUGCUGUUCAUACUUACUGGGGACCCUGGGGAAAAAGAGUUAAUAUGGUUCAAGGGGACCAAAUUUUGAUAAUUUUCCGUAAUUCACACAAAUAUGUACGUGACUACGGAGGACCAUUUAAAAUAAAACAAAUAAAGUUCAAAUUAAAUAUGACAUGAUCCUCAGAAUACCGCACUACAGCUGUCCUCUUAUAGGAAGUUUCACCACUUAAAUGUUACAGCAAAUCUUGCAUCUUCUGUGACAUGACUGAAAACUGCUAUUUAGCAGUAAUGAAGUUGUCUGCAACUCCAACUACCAUAUAUAAAGGGCGGAAAUCACUUAGGCAUCUUCAGAAUGGAUCUGACUAUCAUUUAAAAAGGUUUCUGUUUUUUUGGUCCCCAUAUCGUCAGAAGUCUCCUAAAGGUAGAGUGUGUAAACAGAACCAUGUCCCCAUUAAGUCAGCAUUGCCAGAACACAAACACACAGAGAUUGAGAUACAGACGCACAAAUGAGUACCGGGACACGUGAAUCAGGUUCCAGACGCACCGAUUGAGAUUUGUGCAAAUAGUUUUGCUGCGAUAAUACUCCCGUACCCCCGCCAACCUCCAUGCGAAACUCGCUCGCAUCUCAACAGGUGGCGCCGUUUCCUCCCACCCCAACCAGAGUCCGCCGUGGUCGCUCUCGAGCCGGCGCGUGAUUCUAAUACUAUAUAACGUUUGUCGGUGGAAAAAAAAACAAAAACCCCAUAAAGAUUGUCGUACUUUGUCGCGCUGUAGGUUGACUAAAUAGCGGCUUGAUCGUGUUUAUGCUGUUUUUACUCUCUAUGGGGUUCCCCCCCGCUGGCCUGAUUUCAAACCAGUCUCGACCUGUAUUGAAGCCUCUCUGUGCAUGGGAGGCUUUGAUUCGUAACGCGAGCAUUUAUUUAUAUUGUUUGGAGGAGAGAAUACGCUAGAAUAGUUAUUAUGUUAUAUCCGGCCGCUGCCUAUAUAGUCAUAGCAACGUAUAAAGAUGUAUAUUUCCUAUUAUAAUGCCGAAAUAAUCUAUAUAUCAGUGUUCAUAUGUAUAAUAAUAAUAGUAUUACGGAAUACUUUAUUAAUUCUAUAUCUAUAUAUCAUGUAUUUUUGUUUGUGGAGAUGGUUUGAACAGGCCAGAGCAGUAUGAGUCCUGCUCAGAGUGCAAUAUGAUAUUUUUAAGGGUUGACACUUAUUCAUGGCUCUUUGUUUACAUUGCGGCAACUUUCCCAGUGACCACGUUGCGGAUGACGCGAAUAGGUUAGAAAAUAAUUUUAAAUAUGUGUGGUUUUUGAAUUUUUUAUUUUUUUUUAGCGCAUGUUACCAUUGCAAUUACAGCGCGUCCGGUUUGGUUUUUGCCUCGUUCCUCACUCAACUGAGUGAAGAAUGCUGAUAAGUCCCAAAAAGAAAGAGACGACGCGGUAUUUAUCUGCUCACAGAUGCCACCUGGUGGUUGUUUGAGCAGACUGCAGCUAGUUCCGAUAGUCCCACUUCUUAAUGCACAGGUGUCAAACUCAAGGCCCCCGGGGGCCACUUUGUUUUAUUUGGCCCUGUAAAGCUUGGAAAUAAUAUGUAUCCCAAAAAGUACUGUAACUUUUCUUACUAAAUGUAUUCUUUCUUUCUAUUUUUGGAGAAAAAAAAAAAAUACAGGUACUUUGUGUAAUUGCAAAUUUUGUUAGCUUAAAUAUUGUCUAAUUGUGCAAAAAUAUAUCAUCGAACAUUCAAACUGUUUUUUAAAUACAAAUAAAUGCUAAUAAUAAUGAUUUUAAAGCAAGUUACCCAUCAAAUUGUGCAACGUAAAAGUAGCAAUAGAUUUCAUGGUAAAAUUGUGAAAUUUACAGCAUUUUUCUCUAAAUGAAAAAAAAAACUGUACUUUUUUUUUACUGUAAAAAAAUGGUGGUGCCGUUUUGGCAUUUACAGUAACACACCGAAAAAUCUACAGUUGUUGAUUUGCAGUAAAAAAAAAAAAAAAAGUGGCAGCCAAAAUUUGACUGUAAAAUUGAAUUUUCUAAAAUUUGCAUUAAUGUAAAUUUUACAGUAAAAUAGUAGCAACUGAGAGGACUUAUUUUCUUUUCUUUUUUUUUUACCAUAAAAAGAGCAGUAAUGUUUUUUCAUUAACAGUAAUAUACACUGCAUUUUCUGGUGAAAUUAUUGCAACUUACCGUAUUUUUUUUAACAUUUUAGUUUAAAAAAAAUCUACUAAUAAAACGCAUUUAAAAAAUGGUGUAAUAGUAGCCAAACAUAACUGCGAUGUGGCUUUCGGUGAAAACAACUUUGACACCUCUGUCCUAAUGUGCAGGAUUCUCACAGGAAUGGGGCGAAAAACCCAACUCGACCUACUGUACGCGGUUUAAAAAAACUAUUCUAACUUUAAUGUCGUGCCAAAAUCAAGUAUUACCUCUGUGUUGUGUUUUUCAUUUUUUUCACCUUCUAUGCCGACACAUGUUGCCAAAUACGGUCGUAUUUCAACCCGAGCUGCUCUUUGGUUGUUUAUUAUGUGUGGAUGCAGUAGAAAUUGAUGCAUGGGGCCACUGCUGGCACCAGAGGAGUUUGAUAUCAUUUGUACAAAAACAAUAUCCUCAUGUUACAGUUACUCCCAUGUAAUCUGAAUGUAACCCUUUACACUUUUGACAAAAAAAAACUACAAGAAAAAAAAAACUAUUGUGUGAUGUGAUGCCGUUGACUGGGAUCAACGUUAUUUGUGCACUUUGCAUUUAGUUCAAACAGGGUAUUUUUUUUAAUUUACAUUUAUGUACCUUGAAGUCAGAGCCAUAUAAGUAAUCUCAUGUUGAUAUAUGUCGAUGUGUAACGCUAAACAGGAACUUGCAGUCUGUAAUAAAAAGUUUGGUGAUUUCAA